CAAAUUUUCUUCAGUCUUCUUCCUGACGUGCUGCUCUGCGGAACCAUCAAAUAGUUGGGGAGAACGAUCGUAAAAAGUUGCUGUCUUGCGGCAAUCACUUAUUUCAGCCUCAAUUCAAAAUCGUUUAUUUCCCUUUGACAUCAAGAAGUUCUUGGUCGUAGAUAGACAAAGGUCCCAUCGGUUUGUUACACUAAGCCAACCGAGCGUGAAAUGUUCCAGUCUACCGCAGCCUGGACGCGGUCAAAUUGAGUGCCGCCCAGAAGAGAACCCCCAAAAAACUGUGAUUGUGCUUCCCCUUCCUGUGAUGAUGGAUAUUCAAAGUUGAACGGUCCGAAACAGCUAAAUCAAAUCUAUAAUAAUAAUUAAGGGAACCACUACACUGUGAGUGAAUAAAGCAGAACAUUGCGAAACAAUUUUACGGAUUCAACUCACUGCAGGUCGCGUAAUGGCUUCAGCUAUUACGAUGCAAAUCUUGUGCUGGAUUUCUAUCGCACUCAUCAGUCACGGAAGCAGUUUGAAUGUGGACCGCCUUUCCAACAGAUGGGCGCGCAGUGAUGACGGCUCCGACGGUUGGCAGGCCUCCAAUGGGCCGUACAACCCGGGGCCAUACCCAAUAUCUCGACCGGUAGUCACAGAAGUGGUUCCAACGGCCUUAACGGCCUCCACGGCUUCCACGUUCCGCAAGGUAGACGAAGGACUACCCUUUCUUACAGCUGCCUCGGCCGAAGGCUUCUACGAAGUUCUGGUGGGAAAGAAGAGCCCGAUAUCCGAAACGAUGGGAGUCGGCGGUAGCAAUUCCCCAACUGGGUCACCGGAUGUGAUUAUAGGCCGGGUCAUGUCGUCGACGACCGGGAUCGAAUCGACCACAACCGCAUCAGCGGCCAUAGGUUAUUCCCAUCCGCCUCAACCCAUCGUUCCUGUACCAGCAACUGUCACCCAAGACGAGAAAAAGAAAGCGGACGAAGAGGUAAAAGCGGAAGAGCGGAGUGAAAUCAGGGACGCACUCGAAAUGGAAAGUCGAUCGACUUCAGACGAUUCUUUGAUUAAAAAGAACGAUUAUUCUCUGCCGCCGGGUAGUUUUUAUUUGCCAGCCGUGUCGAGGAAAGAUCAUCAAUACUACUCUGAUUCGGAGAAAUCCAUCUACAUUCCUCUGCGGCGCAAAGACCCAUUGAUUCAAGCUUUCCCGGUUACCACGCGUGUCGUUCUAGUGAACAAGAACCAGCCGGUAACACCUGUUGUUUUUAGUCCGCCACCGGCCAUUUAUCACAGCAAGGAAGGCGAUGAGGAAGAAGACCAAGAAGUUGAGGAAACAGAAGAACAGGAAACGAGAUUUUCGACCGAAGAGGAGGAAGAAGACGACGAAGAAGAUAACGAGGAAGAUCCAAAUAUUUCUCAUCGUCCUCAAAAACCUACCAUUCAACCCACAACUCCUGUCCAAUCCCAUUCGAGCGCUUUGGACUUGGUGAUGACCCUGUAUCCCAAUUUACCGAAACUGAUCCCACCUUCAUAUUUCAACUCGCAAACCAUCAAGAACUUUCUCAAACUGAACAGCAGACCAGCAGCAGUUGGUGGAGGGGAAAUCGCUGGUUCGACGAGUGUCAUUCACGAAAGCAAAGUGGUAACCCCUCCGCAAGGUUAUCUACCUCAGUUGUUGCCAAAGCCGAUCCCCAAACCCGCAAUCGUCAAGGGGAAUGCCCUUCUGACCCAGUUUAAAUCUCCCAACAAAGUGAACUUUGGCACUGCUGUCGCCGCCUCUGCCUAUCCAUCGGAACCGACUCGUCAUCAGUCAACCAAACCGACCACAGGCCCGACCAAGACGACAAUUCGGUUCGUGCCUUUCACUUCCGAAGACAUCAGCCCGUUGAACUUUUUACUCGCACCCGUCUCGUCCGCCACGGAAAGAGUCACGGCCACAGAGCAACCGGAUACCCGUUCCAACUACGUCGCAGGGAUCAUACCGACAAAUAACGGUGACGUGAUAGCCGAUUCCAACGUGCACAUCACGCAGAGAGAUCCCCUAAAGAUCGUCCCAGCGCCGAAACUCGACUUUUUGUGGAAUCAAUUCCGACCAUUACCAGCGGACAUUUCGCAUCAACCAUCUGCGGCUAGUGACUUGACACAACAGCCCAACGUUUUAACCAAUAUUAACCAACAUCACAAACAACAGCAACCACAAAAUGGGCAGGAUCAUCAACAACAAGACGAGAGAACAAGCGCGUCAGUUCUCCAUCAGAAUUACUUUGUUCCAUCAGAAACCGCCGAGGUGGUCGUCCGAUCUAAAAUGGCUACAUCCGGAAGUGAAUCAGGAAACGACGUGAGGACACAACCGACAGGAGAUUCUGCCGAUAUCAUCACAGGCUAUUUCGACGGACAACCCAUUUUGCCAACAACAAUUUCGCCAACAACAAUUUCGCCAGCAGAAGAAAAAGAAAUACAAACAACAACGACGACGACUACAACAACAACAAGGGGAACAACUGUUCCUCCCAUUCCAGUGGAAGAAAUUGCGACGACGACCGCAACAGUACCGAGCCGAACUGAUGAGAUCUUCAGGCCGACAAUCCCAUCGAUUCCCGAACUCCACGGCAAUUUUCAACCAAGUUUUGGAAAGUUUCCUUAUAGUAGCCCGUCACCACAAGAUCAUUCCCAUCAACCAGAACUCGCAUCCGAUGUACCGCUAGUGUCACCGUCACCAGUCAUACGCGUCGUCUCUACAGAUCACGACGAUCGUAACAUCUUUUCUGUGCCUCACGGCUUACCCAAUCUUGCGGAUGACCAGCACGUAGCCGGCUCUCAGAUUCACGAAACGUCCGUUUACGAAGAAAACAUUCCCCGCGUUCGCCCGAUCAAACCGCAAUCGGCCGCCCAAGAAGUUGAAGUCAAGGCGUCGGCCCCGUACUACAAAAUGGGGAAAAUGUCUCCCAAAGGCGCGAUGUACACGGUCACGCAAGGCCAUUCCAAGGUGAAGUUUUUCGGUUACAACGCUCUACACAACGGAGAAUUGAAACCGAUUGAUAGCAAAUAUCUGGCCAGUCUUCUCCAAAAACACGAACAGCAACAGCUCGAACACGACUGGAAAUUCAGCCCUUAUCUGCCCAUCAGGUCAACUGGUGGCGGAGGCCAUUCGGCUUUCAAAAGCGUUCCCAAGAAAUCUAUCCCGAUUGCAAACGGAAAGAAACCGACAAUCAGGCCGGUAUUUUUCGCAAAGAGACCAGGUAGCUCUAAUCCAGACAUUUCAUCAUCAAAGAGCAGCCAAGGUCCACCGAGCAAUGCACCCUGGCAUCCCAGUAUUGUCGUCAGUGAACCUUUUGAAUAUCACGCCCACCUACAGAAAAUGGCCGAAGAUCAAGGCCGUCUUCCAAUAAGCCAAUCGCCCCCGACAUAAUCGAAAGCAUUAUUAUUAUAUAUAUUACCGCGUGACGUGUGAAAAUUUGCAUCCUAUUUGGCUCUAUUUAUUUCAUUUAACAUCUGUUCAUAAUUUUUUACCAAAAUGACAUCUCCUACAAGAACGUAUCAGCAGCUUACAGAAAAAAACAAAACAAUCUUCCUCUAAUGUGAUCCGUGUUGUGUACUCGUGUGACUCUACAAAAUUGAUAUAUGAAUAAAGUAUCUAACAAAAGUUAAAAAA
Messenger RNA from Daphnia pulex (common water flea), 3628 nucleotides. RefSeq lists its product as uncharacterized. Lineage: Eukaryota; Metazoa; Arthropoda; Branchiopoda; Diplostraca; Daphniidae. The transcript has 2 exons. The coding region runs from base 446 to 3385 and encodes 979 amino acids. The record is from RefSeq and is a predicted model, not a curated record.